Molecule: messenger RNA, 1785 nt
Organism: Capronia coronata CBS 617.96
Lineage: Eukaryota; Fungi; Ascomycota; Eurotiomycetes; Chaetothyriales; Herpotrichiellaceae
Exons: 2
Coding region: 1-1785 (594 amino acids)
Biological process (GO): transmembrane transport
Molecular function (GO): transmembrane transporter activity
Source: RefSeq, a predicted model, not a curated record
AUGUCUGGGCACAGCGAGAGGGCGACCGCGGAGUCUUCGUCCUGCGAAGGCGAGUCUGGCCAUAUGGCUGAAUCGUCGCCAACAACACCGGGGCAAGGACUCAGUCGAACCGACAGUGAUAACGAGAGCAUUGGAGGCCAGCGAAAUGAAAUGUCGAGAAAGAGUCUCAUGAUAGCGAUCCCUGCACUCUCGGUGUGCCUGUUCGUCUCGUUUCUGGAUCAGACGUCUGUGGCAACCGCGACGCCAGCAAUAUCCGGGGAUCUAAACACUGGAGCUGCGACUUCAUGGGUUGGUGCUUCCUUCCUGAUUGCAUCCACGUCGUUCCAGCUCAUCAACGGGAGACUGUCUGAUCUUUUCGGGAGGAAGAACCUACUUCUGGUCUGCCUGGCAUUGAUGGGAAUCGGGGACUUGGCAUGCGGGUUUUCCAAGACAAAAGUGCAACUCUUUGUUUUCCGCUCCAUCGCUGGGGUUGGUGGUGGCGGCAUCAAUAGUUUAGCAAUGAUCAUUGUCAGUGAUAUCACGACACUGCGGAACCGGGGAACAUAUCAAGGUGUUCUCGGUGCCAUCAUUGCACUUGCAAAUGGAGUUGGGCCUUUUCUGGGUGGCGCACUUGUCGAGUCGGUGACAUGGCGAUGGGUCUUUUGGUUGAUUCCGAUCGUGUGCGCACCAACGACUGCUGUUAUUUGGUUUUUCCUGCCGCUCAAACAUCAAAAGGGAGGCCAUGUCGAAAAGAUCAAGAAGAUUGACUAUGGUGGAGUCAUACUGAAUAUCGCCUCGACUCUGCUGGUGCUCGUCCCCCUCUCUGGCGGCGGCGUGACAUAUUCCUGGAAAUCAGCGUUUCUUAUUUCCACCCUCACCAUCGGUGUCCUGUUGGGUGUCCUCUUCGUUCUGUACGAGUGGAAGCUCGCGACACUUCCAAUUAUGCCUCUGCGGCUAUACAAAGCGCCACACUGCAGUGCUCUCUACGCUCAGUCUUUCCUGACCGGUCUUGCAUACUUUGGAAACCUUUUCUACCUACCCAUCUACUUUCAGUCCGUCCUCAAGUACUCGGCCCUUGUGUCCGGUGCGUUGAUUUUACCAGUCAUCAUCACCACGUCCAUAGGCUCUAUCGUGUCCGGGCAGUAUAUGAACCUCACUGGCCGCUACAGAGCUUUAAUUCUGACUGGGUUCAGCCUAUGGACGCUCGGCAACGGUCUUAUGCUUUUGUUCGGACGACAUACCGGUCCGGGCCCUUUAGUUGGUAUAUCAAUUGUCCAAGGUGCUGGCAUUGGAUUGACUCUGCAACCAACCCUUGUUGCAAUGUAUGCCAACAGCCGCAACGACGAUCGCGCAGUGGUUACCGGCCUCCGCAACUUCAUCCGCACCAUUGGAGGGGCCUUCGGGCUUGUUAUCUCGGGUGCUAUUCUAUCCAACACCCUCCGGAACGACCUCUCAGCUUCAGGCCUCGUCUCUAAUGACAUAAUCACACAACUUACGUCGUCAAUCUAUGUACUCGACCAUUUGCACCUAUCGCAAGAGGCCGAAGACGAAAUCCUUCAGACUUACAUGAAUGGGCUGCAUUUUAUUUUCGCAUUUUUCGUCGCCUGCUCCGGCCUAAGUCUUCUUCUCACCGCAUUUGUUGGCAAUACAAACAUGAAAGCACAGAAAACCUCUCAAGUGAUCAAGUCAGACGGCCAGGCGUCUGAUAUUGGCCAAGUUGAAAAGGGCCCGGUGGUCAGUGAUAGGUUGGAAGUGGACGCUUCUGAGAACAGAACAAACAGCCCCCAAUCGGAUGAGCAACCUUGA